Molecule: messenger RNA, 672 nt
Organism: Aspergillus ibericus CBS 121593
Lineage: Eukaryota; Fungi; Ascomycota; Eurotiomycetes; Eurotiales; Aspergillaceae
Exons: 1
Coding region: 136-573 (145 amino acids)
Source: RefSeq, a predicted model, not a curated record
CGACGAAUAGUCUCCCCGCCGGGGAUAAAUAUAACCGUCUAUUUCCGUCCAGUCAGUCCGGUGCUCCUCACGGAUAGCCAUGUGGGAACGCCCAUCCACCGCAUAUAGAUUUACACGCCAUCUGCUAGCGUCGCCAUGGCAUUUCUAAUCCAUCUAUACCUAAUACCAUCUCAACUAUGGUCCUGGACUAGAUUAGCCCCCGGUUCAUACCAUCCUCGGACCUCCAUCCUUUGUCCCUCCCUCCCUGCAUGUUUCAGAUGGGACUCUCACCGCCAUACCCAACCCCUGAGCCCAACCGCCACUGCCCCUCGGGAUGGCAUCUGCUGUGCAGCCCCGGAUGAGGCUAGCCCAGGCGAGAUAUCCUCCGUACGCGCUUGGCAGCUUGGCAUUGAACAUUUGGCUGCUGCCGACCGAGGGAUGCCCGAGGCUGCCACUUGGACUUUUUUAGGCCAGGCCCAGCCUGGCCGUGACGGUACCAUACGGUAUGGAACGGGAGGGGAUCACGAGACCGCGGCUGCAGGUGACAGACCCGCCCAGGCCGGUCUAGACUCUGGCCUUCACUUUUCCUCAUGAAUAGGGAAAACAAACACUCAAAUGCCAUGAAUGGGAUGAGGAAUGCUGGGGGCGGGGCUGGCCAGGCCACAUGCCGGCCGGGGUCUGCGGGAAUGAAGG